GGGUCAGCCUCUUGAUCUGUCCAAGGCGGCAAAGGCACAAAAGGGUCAGCCUCUUGAUCUGUCCAAGGCGGCAAAGGCACAAAAGGGUCAGCCUCUUGAUCUUUCCCCGGCAUAUACUCGAUCUAAAUGUCUACCGGCAAAUUCUGGAUAUCAAUGACUCCCUGAGCCCGUUGAUUCUCCUUCUCCAUAAUCUUGUCCGGCAAAUACUCGAUCUUAAUUUUCUCCACCAGGCAAACUCUGGAUCUCAAACACCCCCUCCCUGAGACCGUUGAUUCUGGAAGAGAGCUUGUUGAUUCUUCUUCUCCAUAAUCUUCCCCGGCCCCGGAAAAUUCUCUAUCUUCAAGUGUCCCGGCAAAUUCAACAAGGGGAAAACCUCUUGAUCUUUCUUCUUCUCCAUAAUCCCCGGCAAAUUCAAACCAGUCAAUUACACGGCUGAAGCCCAUCUUCGACGCAAAAGAGAAAUGUUGUAUUUAUAAAUACUCAAUUUGGGCCUGCAGUAAAGUUAACAGCCCAAUAAGAGACUAAACGGUGUCGUUUCGUGCAGUUAGUACUCUAUUUGAAUUCUGUGGCGCUUUUAUAAUUCCCGAGAAAUCCAUAUCGAUUUUGGCGGUCAAAUGAAGCCGGAGACUCUCCUCCGACGACCGCAGACGAAUCGGAAACUAACCACCGGCUGUAAAAUUCUCGACGGAUGUCUUCGCGGCGGGAUUCCCUGCGAUUCUCUGACGGAAAUCGUGGCGGAGAGCGGCUGCGGAAAGACACAACUCUGCCUUCAGCUCUCGCUCUCUGCCCAGCUUCCGAUUUCACUCGGCGGACUCAACGGUUCUUCUCUUUAUCUCCACUCCGAGUUUCCUUUCCCUUUUCGCCGUCUUCAUCAGCUAUCUCGAUCGUUUCAUCAAUCAAACCCUAGUAUUUACGCGAAUCACAGUGAUAACCCUUGUGAUCAUGUCUUUGUUCAAAAUGUUCAUUCUGUAGACCACCUGUUCGACAUAAUGCCUAGGAUUGAUGGGUUUAUUAAGAAUUCGGGAAAUAGGUUACCUUUGAAGCUGAUUGUGCUUGAUUCUGUAGCGGCCUUGUUUAGAUCGGAAUUUGAUAAUACUCCGUCUGAUCUAAGGAAGAGAUCUUCUUUGUUUUUCAAGAUAUCAGGGAAGUUGAAGCAGUUGGCUAAUAAGUUUGGUUUGGCUGUUGUGAUUACGAAUCAGGUUACUGAUUUGGUUGAAACAUCUGAUGGGUUAAGUGGGUUGAGGAUUGGGAAUUUGAGGUAUUUGUGUUCGUCUGGUAGACGAGUUGUUCCUGCUUUAGGCUUGGCUUGGGCUAAUUGUGUGAAUUCUAGAUUUUUCAUCUCUCGAAGUGAUGAGACUAUCUGCAAGGAGAGAAGUGAAAAUGAUGAGAGCGGUUCGAUUUAUGUGUCUAGAAGAGCUCAGAGACGUUUUGACAUUGUUUUUUCACCUUAUUUGCCUGCUUCUUCUUGCGAGUUCAUGAUCACACGAGAAGGGAUUUGUGGGGUUCAAGCGUAGGUGAACU
This is a messenger RNA of Camelina sativa (false flax), 1521 nucleotides long. The record is from RefSeq and is a predicted model, not a curated record. Lineage: Eukaryota; Viridiplantae; Streptophyta; Magnoliopsida; Brassicales; Brassicaceae.